CCCCGGCCCCCCGCCCUCGGGCCUCAGGACAGGACGGGAGGGAAGGAGAGAGGGAGGAAGGGGCGCGGGCAGCGGGUGGGAUCGUGCAAGGCGCGUGAAGCCUCGCUGGCGCCUGCUCCGGGACGCGGACGCUGGCGGGCGCGGACUUUCUGCCGAGGGGCCGAGCGCACCUCUGCUGACAGCAUUUCAGAAGGCAUCAGCUUUUCUUCGUGGACCCAUUCAUCAAAGGAAAUAUGUUUGUACUAUUUUUAAAAGCUUUUUACUUCAUCAGACAGAGGUUCACCCCCCCAGAAUGAAAGUUAGUACAUAUGAAAGGGUAAUUUACUGUGUGACUAUUUGAGGUGUCCCAUCAGAUCACUGAACUAAUACAUUAUCCAGAACACUGCUUUUAAUCAGGAAGAUUUCAUCUUGACCCCCCAAAAAAAAACAACAACAAAACAAAACAAAAAAAACGCUUGUAUUCAUUGUGUUUUCUGAAAUGGAAAGCAGAAGACAAGAACAGACUUAAAAUAAGUGAAUGUUUAGUAAAUAGUCUCACGGAGAUAACUUAGUGGUAUGAAAUCAGCACAGAUCUCUGGUUGUGGUCCUAAAGACAAGAUUCUUAAUGGGACUGAUAAUAAGAGGCCCAGGACCUUUUGUGCAUCCAACUCUCAGUGAUAGAAUGUGUAGUCGUCGGCAUGAGUGGUUCAGCAGAAGAAAUAAAGAAGCUUUCGUCUAAAUCCAGAAGUGGAGUCAUUUUUUUUCACUGUUGUUGUUUUGAAACCUUCUUCCUAACUGUUUAAAAAGAAUUGACAACUAUUUUUAAAGAAAGGCAGAUGUCUGCAAAUAAUUCCCCUCCAUCAGCCCAGAAGUCUGUAUUACCUGCAACUAUUUCUGCUGUGCUUCCAACUCCUUCUCCGUGUUCAAGUCCUAAGACAGGACUCUCAGCCCGGCUCUCUAAUGGAAGCUUCAGUGCACCAUCACUCACGAACUCGAGAGGCUCAGUGCACACAGUUUCAUUUCUACUGCAGAUUGGCCUCACAAGGGAGAAUGUUACCAUUGAAGCCCAGGAACUGUCCUUAUCCGCUGUCAAGGAUCUUGUAUGCUCCAUUGUUUAUCAGAAGUUUCCAGAAUGUGGAUUCUUUGGCAUGUAUGAUAAGAUUCUUCUCUUUCGCCACAACAUGAACUCAGAAAAUAUUUUGCAGCUGAUUACUUCAGCAGAUGAAAUACAUGAAGGCGAUCUUGUAGAAGUUGUUCUUUCAGCUUUAGCCACAGUAGAAGACUUCCAGAUUCGCCCUCAUACUCUCUAUGUACAUUCUUAUAAAGCCCCUACCUUUUGUGAUUAUUGUGGUGAAAUGCUCUGGGGAUUGGUACGUCAAGGAUUAAAAUGUGAAGGCUGUGGAUUAAAUUAUCAUAAACGAUGUGCCUUCAAGAUUCCAAAUAACUGUAGUGGAGUAAGAAAGAGACGUCUGUCAAAUGUAUCUCUACCAGGACCUGGCCUCUCAGUUCCAAGACCCCUGCAGCCUGAAUGUGUGCCCCUUCUCAGUGAAGAGUCACAUAUUCACCAAGAACCAAGUAAGAGAAUUCCAUCUUGGAGUGGUCGUCCAAUCUGGAUGGAAAAGAUGGUGAUGUGCAGAGUAAAAGUUCCACACACAUUUGCUGUUCACUCUUAUGGCCGUCCCACAAUAUGUCAGUAUUGCAAGCGGUUACUGAAAGGCCUCUUUCGCCAAGGAAUGCAGUGUAAAGAUUGCAAAUUCAACUGCCAUAAACGCUGUGCAUCAAAAGUACCAAGAGAUUGCCUUGGAGAAGUUACUUUCAAUGGAGAACCUUCCAGUCUGGGAACAGAUACAGAUAUACCAAUGGAUAUUGACAGUAAUGAUAUAAACAGUGAUGGAAGUCGGGGCUUGGAUGACUCUGAAGAGCCAUCCCCCCCAGAAGACAAAAUAUUCUUUCUGGAUCCAUCUGAUCUUGAUGUGGAACGAGAUGAAGAAACUGUUAAAACAAUCAGUCCAUCCACAAGCAAUAACAUUCCAUUGAUGAGGGUUGUACAGUCUAUCAAGCACACAAAGAGGAAGAGCAGCACAAUGGUGAAGGAAGGGUGGAUGGUCCAUUACACCAGCAGGGAUAACCUGAGAAAAAGGCAUUAUUGGAGACUUGACAGCAAGUGUCUAACAUUGUUUCAAAAUGAAUCUGGAUCAAAAUAUUAUAAGGAAAUCCCACUUUCAGAAAUUCUCCGAGUAUCUUCGCCACAAGAUUUUACAAACAUUUCACAAGGCAGUAACCCACACUGUUUUGAAAUCAUCACUGAUACUAUGGUAUACUUUGUUGGUGAGAACAGUGGGGAAAGCUCUCACAAUCCUGUACUUGCUGCCACUGGAGUUGGACUUGAUGUUGCACAGAGCUGGGAAAAAGCCAUUCGUCAAGCCCUCAUGCCUGUGACUCCUCAAGCAAGUGUUUGCACUUCUCCAGGGCAAGGAAAAGACCAUAAAGAUUUGGCUACCAGUAUCUCUGUGUCUAAUUGUCAGGUCCAGGAGAAUGUGGACAUCAGCACUGUUUAUCAGAUAUUUGCAGAUGAGGUGCUUGGUUCAGGACAGUUUGGCAUUGUUUAUGGAGGAAAACAUAGAAAGACUGGAAGGGAUGUAGCUAUUAAAGUAAUUGAUAAGAUGAGAUUCCCCACAAAGCAAGAAAGUCAACUCCGUAAUGAAGUGGCUAUUUUACAGAAUCUUCACCAUCCUGGGAUUGUAAAUCUGGAAUGCAUGUUUGAAACUCCAGAACGAGUCUUUGUAGUGAUGGAAAAGCUGCAUGGAGAUAUGUUAGAAAUGAUUUUGUCCAGUGAGAAAAGUCGACUUCCAGAACGGAUUACUAAAUUCAUGGUCACACAGAUACUUGUUGCCUUGAGGAAUCUACAUUUUAAGAAUAUUGUGCACUGUGAUUUAAAGCCUGAAAAUGUGCUGCUUGCAUCAGCAGAGCCAUUUCCUCAGGUGAAGUUGUGUGACUUUGGAUUUGCACGCAUCAUUGGUGAGAAGUCAUUCCGGAGAUCAGUGGUAGGAACACCAGCCUACUUAGCCCCUGAGGUUCUCAGGAGUAAAGGUUACAACCGUUCUCUAGAUAUGUGGUCUGUGGGAGUCAUCGUCUAUGUGAGCCUCAGUGGCACAUUUCCAUUCAAUGAAGAUGAAGAUAUAAAUGAUCAAAUCCAAAAUGCUGCAUUUAUGUACCCACCAAAUCCAUGGAAAGAAAUUUCCAGUGAAGCAAUUGAUUUGAUAAACAACUUGCUUCAAGUCAAGAUGAGAAAACGUUACAGUGUUGACAAAUCUCUUAGCCAUCCUUGGCUACAGGACUAUCAGACUUGGCUUGACCUCAGAGAAUUUGAAACUCGUAUUGGAGAACGUUAUAUUACACAUGAAAGUGAUGAUGCUCGCUGGGAAAUACAUGCAUACACACACAACCUCGAGUACCCAAAACAUUUCAUUAUGGCUCCCAAUCCAGAUGAUAUGGAAGAAGAUCCUUAAUUAUCAUGAAGUAACUUCAAUAAGGAAGGAUUUCAUUUCAUAAACAGAUACUUCGCUGCGUAACUGUUGUUCUUUGUUGGCUAUCACUUGCAAGGAUGCAGAGCCAUGAGGAAACAGACAGAAUUGGUGACACCAAUGCUGUAGUUCAUGAGUUAGGUACAGAAAGGGAAUAUGAGUAAUAAAAACACAAGGAAAUAAAAAUGAAACUUUCUAUAUAUAAAUUUUUGUAGCAUAAGCAAUAACUGGUUUUGUAAUUUUUCCUAAUCCUUCACAUCAGCACAGUGUCACUUAAUUUAUCAUCCCUUUGCUGUUACAUCACUUGUUUUAAAAGCCUAUGAUUGUCUAGUUAUUGCUUGACCAAAUCAUUUAAGAGCUGUAAGGUUGAUUGCUGAACAGGUUUGUAGUUAAGCAGUAACUGUGAGGCUAACAAUAAAUGAUUUACUGUAAGGACUUUUUGUCUAACCAACUAUUAGAAGCAUUGAAGGGUUUUUCCUGGAUCCCUAUAAAAGGAGCACUGAACUGUUAAAUGUUUAUGGAUCUGUAACUUUGAAUAUGGUCUCUACUAAAUAAAGUCACUUUUCCUAGAUUGCAGUAGCUAUAAGGAUAAUUGAACAGUUGUUACAAAACAGAAAUAGCUGGUAUAAAUGCUGAGCAGAUACAUGUGCCUUGUCAUCCCUCAACUCUGCUGCCAAACAUGUUCCCAGCUGACACCAUCAUGAUGCCAUGCUAUAUCCCAACAGUCAGUAGGUACAGC
Molecule: messenger RNA, 4242 nt
Organism: Nannospalax galili (Upper Galilee mountains blind mole rat)
Lineage: Eukaryota; Metazoa; Chordata; Mammalia; Rodentia; Spalacidae
Gene: Prkd3
Product: protein kinase D3
Exons: 19
Coding region: 816-3488 (890 amino acids)
Biological process (GO): protein phosphorylation
Molecular function (GO): protein serine/threonine kinase activity; ATP binding
Source: RefSeq, a predicted model, not a curated record